Molecule: messenger RNA, 2405 nt
Organism: Centropristis striata (black sea bass)
Lineage: Eukaryota; Metazoa; Chordata; Actinopteri; Perciformes; Serranidae
Gene: hs3st3l
Product: heparan sulfate (glucosamine) 3-O-sulfotransferase 3-like
Exons: 3
Coding region: 250-1332 (360 amino acids)
Molecular function (GO): [heparan sulfate]-glucosamine 3-sulfotransferase activity
Source: RefSeq, a predicted model, not a curated record
UUAUUUAUUAGAGCUUUAUUAAGUUGGGUGUCACGCGAAAACUAGUUCUCAUUGACUGAGGCUGUCUGCUUGGCUGGUUUUGGGGUGCUCCAUGCGCUCCGGACGCGCAACAUGACGGAGGAGGAGAGCUGCGGAGCGCGCUGAGAGACUCUCCAGGAGUUAGCGUUGUGUUAACGGCGUUAGAGUAUGAAGGGAUGUGACCAGAACUUGUGGUAGAAUGGCACCUUAUCUCACAUGGAUCUCUGAGGGAUGGCAGCUUUUAACCACCACCAUCACCACCACCCGAGCGCGGACCUGCGGCGGCUCUUCCACCGGCUCACCAUCGCGUCCUCUCUGAGCAUCCUCUGCUUCUCCCUGGUUUACCUCCUCACCGGAUGCUGCGAGUCGGAGCUGACUGAAACUUCUGACAUCAAGCAGCCCGCGCUCCUCGUGUCAGGGUCAGGAUGGUCGUACGAGAGGAACGGAACCAGCAAGGAGGUUACCGGCGCGGUUGGCGAAGGCGCGUUCAGCGGUCUUUCCGGGCUGGAGGCGAACAGCUCCGGGAAGGAAUGGACCGCCACUCGGAGGUUACCCCAGGCUCUGAUCAUUGGGGUUAAAAAGGGAGGCACCAGGGCUCUGCUGGAGUUUCUGCGGCUCCACCCGGACAUCCGUGCCUUGGGGUCAGAGCCGCACUUCUUCGACCGGCAUUACGCACGGGGAUUGGACUGGUACAGAAGUAUGAUGCCCAAAGCCCUGGACGGUCAGAUUGUAAUGGAGAAGACACCCCGUUACUUUGUAACCGUGGAAACGCCAGCACGAGUCCAUGCCAUGUCGCAGGAUGUGAAGUUGAUUGUGGUGGUCCGUGACCCUGUGACCAGAGCCAUAUCUGACUACACACAGAUCAUCUCCAAGACCCCCGACAUCCCUCCCUUUGAGAGCCUGGCCUUCAAGAACCGCACCACAGGUCAAAUUGACUCUCUGUGGAGCCCGCUGUGGAUCGGUCUGUACGCCCAGCACCUGGAGCGCUGGCUGGCUUGGUUCCCCAGGACUCAGAUCCAUCUGGUCAGCGGAGAGAGGCUCAUCUCCGACCCGGCUGGAGAACUGGGCAAAGUCCAGGACUUUCUGGGUCUCCAGAGGAUCGUCACGGACAAGCACUUCUACUUCAACAAAACGAAAGGCUUCCCCUGCCUGAAGAAGCCCGAGGGCAGCAGUAAACCUCACUGCCUGGGGAAGACGAAAGGGAGGACACAUGCCUCCAUUGACCCAGAGGUGCUGCAGAGACUGAGGGAUUUUUACAAGCCGCAUAACCAGCGCUUUUAUCAGAUGGCGGGCCAGGACUUUGGAUGGCAAUGACCCUUUGAUUGUGUGCAACCAGUCUUUUGUUGGCAUCACACUUCUUGGGUAGAAGCCUGAGUAAUUCUUCCAUCUGACUGAAACAGAUGGAGUGUAUAAGAUUCAGAGAACAGAGCCAAUUAUCCGCUUCUGACCAGCAGAGGGACAUCUCAGAGACUUAAUAAUGAACAUCCAGUGUCAAUACAUGUACCCAUAUCAAUCAUUCAUCUUGUUCAAGUGUUUGGAAGACCGCUGUGUCAUUUUAUCUAUUAUAGAUGUUCAGUAAAAGAUGUACUUUUGUGGUAUUAAGCAAGGGUGUGUCCUCGCACCUUUCUCAUUUGGUAGGCUACUUAUUCCUACUCCAAGUGGUUCAAUCAACAAUUGUAUGGUCAUGAGACAGUGGUCGCUUUAGGUUACAGCUGUAAAAAGUUAAAUGGUGAAGAAAACAGUGUAGCUUUUAGUGUCUCUGGUUUGCAGUUUAAUCCUGAUGCUCUAGUUGGUAGGCUUUAGUGGCACAGUGAACCCAGAACAGGUGCAUUUUCACACUUCUGAAUUUCCAUAACUUUCUUUUUCUAACUGUUUGCUCUUCAGUCUCAGUGGUUAAGAAUUUAAGGGCAAUCAAUGCAUACAUAUUGGAUAUCGUCCUCCAAGCAUUGUUUCCUAAAAAGGGGGGAUGAAUCUUUUAUGUGGCAAGCAGCGGAGGGGUGAGAAAGAGAAUCUUUAUAUGAGCUGAGAUUGGAUGAGUGGUUUUGUAUUCUUAAAUAAUGAAUGUGGAUAAAUGGAUGUAGCGGAACUGGUGUGGAUCACUUGCUUCCUCGCCUAUUGGCACAUUUAUGUGCUUGGCUUAGGUAAGCAUCCGAUUGCAAAACUACCCUACUGUACGCUGAGAGAAGCAAAGGGACCUCCUGGAGGACAACCAAAACAAGACCAGGUCAAAUCAAUGAGAAGUCAACCUACUGUAUCAACGGCCAUUUCUCUCCAUGUGAUGUAUGAAGCUUUCGGGCUCUGCUGUGUUACUGUGAGAAGGCCUGCUUACAGGGUCUGUUUUCAGUUUGCAUGUAUUUGCACUAGUUUGAAAGCAUUAAAAUAAAACU